Messenger RNA from Linum tenue, 402 nucleotides. The record is from the annotation of a GenBank genome assembly. Lineage: Eukaryota; Viridiplantae; Streptophyta; Magnoliopsida; Malpighiales; Linaceae.
AUGGUGGCCUACUCGGUCAAUCUAGGAGGUGGAUCUAUUACGAGUGCUCAAUUGGCAGGGAUUGCACAUGGGCUGCAGAUUGCUUGGGGUCGAGGAUGUCGGAAGGUAGCGCUGCAAACGGACUCGUCUACAGCCAUUUCACUCAUCCAGUCCGCGAAUACUACGCAUCCUCACCAUACUCUCGUCGAUUUUAUCCGCCGACUUUUGGAGCGGGAGUGGGAAGUCUCAGUGAGUCAUGUUUUCCGGGAAGCAAACUUUGUGGCAGAUCAUUUAGCGUCGGUGGGUCACUCUUUGUCUAUGGGAGUUCACGUGCUGGACUAUCCAGGUCCUGCGUUGCGAUACUGGUUGUAUUUUGACACUAUUGGGGUCCAAACCCGCGUUCCAUUAAUAUUUAAGGGUUAG